ACACGUCAAACGUUAAAAAUGUCACUAACACGCGUUCCUUCUGCUGUUACAAAGAACUUGGCAUUCGCUAAACAGCUGUGUUCGCCGGUUAACACUUUAAUUUUGCGAAGAUCUUUUGCGACUGUAGCCGCUCAAAAAACAAAUUCUAAAAUGUAUAUUGCCGAGGAACGAGGAUCUGCAUACUCACCCGACUAUAGAGUCUAUUUCAAGGAUGAGAGCGGCCCCAUAUCGCCACUGCACGACAUCCCGCUGUGGGCGGACCGCGAGCGGCGGCUGGCGCACAUGGUGGUGGAGGUGCCGCGCUGGUCCAACGCCAAGAUGGAGAUCAGCCUCGGCGAGCCGCUCAACCCCAUCAAGCAGGACGUGAAGAAGGGCGCGCUGCGUUUCGUGAGCAACGUGUUCCCGCAUCACGGCUACAUCUGGAACUACGGCGCGCUGCCGCAGACGUGGGAGAACCCGCAGCACGUGGACGCGGGCACGCAGGCGCGCGGCGACAACGACCCCAUCGACGUGAUCGAGAUCGGCGACCGCGUGGCGGCGCGCGGCGACGUGCUCACCGUCAAGAUCCUCGGCACGCUGGCGCUCAUCGACGAGGGCGAGACGGACUGGAAGCUGCUGGCCGUGGACGUGCGCGACCCGGCCGCCGCGCGCCUGCACUGCGUGGCCGACGUGGAGCGCGAGCGGCCAGGCCUGCUGCGCGCCACCGUCGAGUGGUUCCGCCUCUACAAGGUGCCCGACGGCAAGCCGCGCAACCAGUUCGCCUUCGACGGCGAGGCCAAGGACGCCGCCUUCGCGCACCGCGUCGUCGACGAGGUGCACGAGUUCUGGCGCGGACUGGUGUCGGGCGCCGUCUCCAACGCGGACGACAUUAACAAGAUGAACGUGACGGUGGAAGGCAGCCCGUUCCGCGCCGAGCGGGCGGGCGCGGCCGCCGCGCUGGCCGCCGCGCCGCCCGCCGCGCUGCCGCAGCCCAUCCCGCCCUCCGUGGACAAGUGGCACUACAUAUCGAGCCUGUAAGCGCGCCGCCACACUUUCUCCAAUUCUCGCUCGCUCCGAGCUUACGUCGCGUUAUGCAAAACAGGAAACUAGAGGUUGCGUAAUAUGUAGCAAAGAUUAUAGUAAAUGGUUUCAAGGAAUCCACUGAUAAGAUAAUGAUUGUAAAUUAAGUCACAAUUCAAUUUAUAGUUAUUUAUAAUUCGAGUAAGCGUGGCCUUCACUUUACCCUUAUCACUUGUUUGUAUUAACGGAACAAUUUUCUAAGAUUCAA
Messenger RNA from Zerene cesonia (dogface butterfly), 1267 nucleotides. It is a transcript of the gene Nurf-38, whose product is annotated as inorganic pyrophosphatase. Lineage: Eukaryota; Metazoa; Arthropoda; Insecta; Lepidoptera; Pieridae. Gene Ontology annotation, molecular function: inorganic diphosphate phosphatase activity; magnesium ion binding. Bases 19 to 1017 code for a protein of 332 amino acids. The record is from RefSeq and is a predicted model, not a curated record. Gene Ontology annotation, biological process: phosphate-containing compound metabolic process. Gene Ontology annotation, cellular component: cytoplasm. The transcript is spliced from 5 exons.